This is a messenger RNA of Capra hircus (goat), 716 nucleotides long. It is a transcript of the gene MAGOH, whose product is annotated as mago homolog, exon junction complex core component. The coding region runs from base 104 to 544 and encodes 146 amino acids. Gene Ontology annotation, biological process: RNA splicing. The transcript has 5 exons. NCBI's taxonomy places the organism in Eukaryota, Metazoa, Chordata, Mammalia, Artiodactyla, Bovidae. Gene Ontology annotation, cellular component: nucleus; catalytic step 2 spliceosome; exon-exon junction complex. The record is from RefSeq and is a predicted model, not a curated record.
CCUAACGUCACCUCCUCGCGCCGCAGUAAACGUCAGUGUUGGGCGCCUUUAGUGGCGGUGCGGAUUGCUCUUAAAAGUUCGGUCUGUCUCCGUUUUGCGAGCCAUGGAGAGUGACUUUUACCUGCGUUACUACGUGGGGCACAAAGGCAAAUUCGGCCACGAAUUCCUGGAAUUUGAGUUCCGGCCCGACGGGAAAUUGAGAUAUGCCAACAACAGCAAUUACAAAAAUGAUGUCAUGAUCAGAAAAGAGGCUUAUGUACAUAAAAGUGUGAUGGAGGAACUGAAGAGAAUAAUUGAUGACAGUGAAAUUACCAAAGAGGAUGAUGCUUUGUGGCCUCCUCCUGACCGAGUGGGCCGGCAGGAGCUUGAAAUUGUCAUUGGAGACGAACACAUUUCUUUCACAACAUCAAAAAUUGGUUCCCUUAUUGAUGUCAAUCAAUCCAAGGAUCCAGAAGGCUUACGAGUAUUUUAUUAUCUUGUCCAGGACCUGAAGUGUUUGGUCUUCAGUCUUAUUGGAUUACACUUCAAGAUUAAGCCAAUCUAGAUGGAACAUUGGUGUGGACACAAGGGGGGUGGGAGUGCUGCUUUUAAUUACCAUUAUCUAGACAUUUUUGUGUAUAUCAGGGCAGUAUUUUUUUUAUAAACUAUAAAUGAUUGUCUUUAAUAAAUACAUAACAAAAAGCAAUUUUUUUUUAUUUUAUAAAGACCUGAACAUG